Messenger RNA from Bacillus rossius redtenbacheri, 3111 nucleotides. RefSeq names its product zinc finger BED domain-containing protein 4-like. Gene Ontology annotation, molecular function: DNA binding. Bases 752 to 2194 code for a protein of 480 amino acids. The transcript has 2 exons. NCBI's taxonomy places the organism in Eukaryota, Metazoa, Arthropoda, Insecta, Phasmatodea, Bacillidae. The record is from RefSeq and is a predicted model, not a curated record.
GAUGGGUCGGGUCGGUUCUUCGGGUACUCGGUUCACCGGUUCUGCGCCCCCGAACCGGAACCGUUUUCGGGUACUGAAAAGAUCGGUUCUUCAAAGAUAAGGGGUGAAGGUUCAUUUUCACAACACUUCAAAUUUAAAGCACAACCGUUCGGCAUAAUUGUUAAGGCGUGUUUUAGCUCACAGUGUUUUAUUUAAUGGUGUUUUCUAUUAUAAACUGUAUGAAUAUUUAUAAUAAAUAGGUAAAUAAAACAUUCCGCAUAUCUAAAAUAGGGAGACGUUACCGUACGUACAUACCUCAGGCGUGACAAUGCGCUUAAGAAAAUGGAUGUAUUCACAUCCAUAACUAUGUUCUAUAUUAUAUUUAGUGCCGGGAUCACUUUAUUCUGUAUGUAAAUGUAGGACAAUACAGAUAAUUGAAAAAAUUUCCGUCUUGGUCAUACUGUUAUUUACGUUUAGUUAAUAUUGCGCGGCUACAGCUACGCUGCCAUGUUUUUGUAAACAUUGUGACCAAUUUGCCAUAUGGAUUACAUAACUUAUACGUUUUAAUAAUAAUUAACGGUAAACGUUAUUUUAGCAUUCCAGAAUUAAAACAUAAUGUUUUAAAUGUAAUUAAAAAUUAAAGUAAACAAUUAACACCCUUUUAGGUGUUACUUUAACAUGAUACUUAUUUUACAGUAAUUUUUAUUUUACAGUAAUUUUAUUUUACAGUAAUUCGAUUAUACCGGGAGGUUGGUACACAGCCAGAACUUAGAUGUUUUGUUUUGGCUACGGUCGUGGUUUGGAGGAUAAAUACUUUGUGUUAUUGGCACGUGAAUUAAUAAAGGAAUAUUUUCAGCUUUGUGCAUGCGGAGUUUAUUUCGUUGCGGUAAUGUCGUCUGUGUGGGAACAUUUUGUUCUUGAUCCAGACGAGAAGUUUGCUAUAUGCGAACAUUGUGGAGCUAGAAUUUCUAGAGGUGUAUGGAAAUCUACGUCAAAUUUAAUUAAACAUCUUCGCGGUCAACACAGUGACAAAUAUAGUAAUGAAAAACAAGACAAAAAUAAAAGAAAUGCGCCACCUUCACAACAGAGUCUUAGUAAAUUGUUUAAGUCACAUGGUGACAUAACCUCUUCUGAGGCAGGUGAGAAUUCAAAUUCAGCAAAGGAACAAUUUUCUGCAUCUACUUAUUCAUCAUUGCCUUCAACCGCAUCAACUUCAGGUGUUGUAUCACGAGGACCUACCAAGUGUAGGCCUAAAGUGUAUAUGAGCUCUAGGCAACAAACAAUAACAGAUAGUUUUGACAAGCAAACCAAAUUUCCUCGUGGAGACAAGCGGCAAACAGACAUUGUAAAGUUGAUUGCCAAAAUGAUUUGUGUAGAUGGGCAGCCAAUUUCUGUCAUAGAAAACAGAGGUUUCAAGGAACUGGUGAACCAUUUAGAACCUCGUUUUUCAAUGCCUUCUCGUAAAAGUUUGGCAAAUGAAGUCAUUCCUCAGAUGUACAAUGAUGUUCUGAAUGAAGUUAAGGACAAAUUGAGCAUAGAGGAAUAUGUUGCCUUAACCACAGAUCUAUGGACAUCGGUAUCCAAUGAUGAUUAUUUGAGCUUGACAGUUCAUUAUUUAGAUCAAAAUUUUAUUUGGCAUCACCUGUGUGUGGAAGUUGUGCCAUUUCCAGAAGUAAGCCACACUGCUGAUAAUAUUUGUUCAUUCAUAACAGAGGUGUUGGCAGAUUGGCAACUUUCAGAAAAAGUGGUGGCAAUUCUGAGAGACAAUGGCCGUAACAUAACAGCAGGUCUGGAGCAGUCUGCAUUUGUUCAUGUAGCAUGUAUAGCACACACACUGCAGUUAGUGUUGAAGGAUGGCUUAUUAAGCCAUAAAAUUGUUACCAACUUGUUGCCUCAAUGUAGGAGGCUUGUAGGUCACUUCAAGCACUCAGCACGUGCUACGAAGAUAUUAAAACAGUGCCAAACAACAGCUAGUGUACCUCAGCAUAGGCUUAUCCAGGAUGAGCCUACACGCUGGAAUAGCACGUUGCACAUGCUAAAAAGGCUACAGGAGCAGAAAAGGGCUAUUUUGUUGUCAAGUGGAGAGCUGAAUUUACCAGAACUGACAGGCCAGCAGUGGACACUGAUUGAAAACUUAAUUCCUAUCUUGGAUGUUUUUUAUUCUGCGACACUCCAAGUCAGCUCACCAAGUGUAACAGCUUCAGAGGUAUGUUGAAAUUAAAAUGGUUUGUCAGACAAAAUUGAAUGCCAUAGGAUGAUGUAGGCCUAAUUUUUUUUUUUUCAAAUAUAUUUUUGCAGGUUAUUCCAUUAGUUCAUGUCCUAGAUAAUGAGCUUCAGAAAGAUGCACCAGUUGGAUCGGGUCUUCAAGGGGUGAAAAAUGACCUGUUGGCCUCACUGAAAAUAAGGUACAUGGAAAUGGAGGACGAUAAACUACUGGCAUCUGCAACUCUACUAGAUCCCAGAUUUAAAACCAACCCUUUUCGAAAUGUACAAAAAAUGAAGAUUGCAAAAACUUUAUUGCUGCUUGAAGCAAAGCAGCUUCUGAAAACAGAUGACAGUUGUGAGACAGCCACAAAUGAAUCUGCCUUCCAGCCAACUACUAGUACAAGCAGCAUGGACAUGUGGUCUCGAUAUAGUGAUCUGUUUAGCAAAUCCUCCGAGGAAAAAAGGACUGACGGCACCAUUGAAAAUGAAUUCAGUCUAUUUUUUUCUGAAAAUACUUCACCAGCCAACACCAACAUAUUCGAAUACUGGAAAAAUUGCAAAACAUUUCCAACUAUGAGAAUACUUGCUAGAAAGUACCUGUGUGUGCCACCUUCCACAGUAUUUAGUGAAAGGCUUUUUAGCACUGCAGCAUACAUUUGUGAUAAAAAACGCAAUCGCUUGGAUCCUGAUAGGGUCAAAAUGCUUGUUUUCUUAAACAAAAAUCUUAAGUGAUUCAUUUCAUUCAAUUGAGCAUGAUAAUUUCCUAUGUAAUUGAUAUCGGAAUAGACCAUUUUGUAUAAAAUACUCCCAAUGACUAAUGAGACAUUAAAAUCAGAGUUGUUACGAUACCCUGAUACCAGCAUUUUAUAUUUUUAGUAUUUUUACAUGCCAAUACUAUUGUGCAGUAAUGUAAAUAAAUAAAAAAAA